This is a messenger RNA of Cucurbita pepo subsp. pepo (vegetable marrow), 2849 nucleotides long. Its product is annotated as arginine decarboxylase-like. Lineage: Eukaryota; Viridiplantae; Streptophyta; Magnoliopsida; Cucurbitales; Cucurbitaceae. Gene Ontology annotation, molecular function: arginine decarboxylase activity. Gene Ontology annotation, biological process: L-arginine catabolic process; spermidine biosynthetic process. The record is from RefSeq and is a predicted model, not a curated record.
UCUAACCUCGUUUAAACGCAUUCCGUCGUCUCCGACGGUUCUCUAUCUCUCUCCGCGUUUUCUCCGUUAGGUUUCCGUUUCUUCUUCUUUUUUCUCGGCCUUUUGCCCGGAGAAUUUUCGCUCUGUCAUUUUCCAUUUGUGGUUGUUGAAAGCAAUUGCAUUCUGUUUUUUGUUCUUGUUCUUUGAAUCCUUCGUUUGGUUUGUGUCGAUUCUUUGAUUUCCAGAUCUGCAUGGUGAAGAACGGAUUCAGUGGUUAAGUUUUGGUUGUUUUUUUCGAUUUUGUAGCUUGAUUUUGUUCUUGUUCCUGUGAAAUUCUUCUUCUGAGCGGAUCGCGGUGGGAUAUUUCAAGUUUAUAGGGGAGCGUGGUGAAUUUGGCGGUGGAAAUAGCUACUUUUUCUGCUUCUUUUGGGGGGGUAGCCGGGGCCUCGGCCUCGGCGGGUUUUAAAGCCCCCACUUGCACAAACUCUGAAAAUUAUCGUUCCAUUUUCUUAACAAUUGUUCUAACCACUCUCAUCGUUCUUUGAUUUUUCUUUUUCCAUUUUCUUCUUCGUAUUCAUUUCUUGAUCCGUCGCCGGAGAGAUGCCGGCCCUAGCUUAUUGCGUGGAUGCUACUGCAGCUCCUCCUCCUGGCUACGCUUUUGCUGGGGAUAGCUCUCUUCCGUCGCCGGACUUAUUUUCCGGCGGACCUCCGGAGACUACCAUCUUCACCUCUCCCGUCUCUGCUCCCACCUCUGAAAAUCUGUCUUGGACUCCUUCUCUUUCUUCUUCCCUUUACAAGAUCGAUGGAUGGGGUGCCCCUUAUUUUUCUGUUAAUGGCUCUGGAAAUAUGGCUGUUCGUCCUUACGGUACGGCCACUUUACCGCAUCAGGAGAUUGAUUUGCUCAAAAUUGUGAAGAAGGCUUCAGAUCCGAUUAGCUCUGGCGGCCUCGGGUUACAGCUUCCUCUUAUUGUGCGCUUUCCUGAUGUGCUUAAGAAUCGUCUUGAAUCUCUCCAGUCGGCAUUUGAUCAUGCCAUUCAAUCUCAGGGAUAUGGUUCUCAUUACCAGGGUGUUUUCCCGGUUAAAUGCAACCAGGACAGGUUUGUUGUUGAGGACAUAGUGAAAUUCGGAUCUCCUUUCCGUUUUGGUCUCGAAGCUGGCUCGAAACCAGAGAUCCUCCUAGCAAUGAGCUGUUUGUGCAAAGGGAAUUCAGAUGCCCUUUUGGUGUGCAAUGGUUUCAAGGAUGCGGAGUACAUUUCUUUGGCUCUUAUUGCCAGGAAGCUUGCUUUGAACUCGGUGGUUGUUCUCGAACAAGAGGAAGAGCUCGAUUUAGUGAUUGAUUUGAGCAAAAGACUCUUCGUUCGCCCUGUGGUUGGCGUGCGUGCGAAGCUGAGAACCAAACAUUCUGGUCAUUUUGGGUCUACGUCUGGCGAGAAAGGGAAAUUUGGACUUACGACCACCCAGAUUCUUCGGGUGGUCGGGAAACUUAAACAGCAUGAUAUGCUUGAUUGCCUUCAAUUGCUACAUUUUCACAUUGGAUCCCAGAUUCCUUCCACUACCUUGCUCGCCGAUGGCGUUGGUGAGGCUGCUCAGAUCUAUUGUGAAUUGGUCCGUCUCGGUGCCAACAUGCGCGUAGUUGACAUUGGAGGUGGUCUGGGUAUUGACUAUGACGGUUCGAAGUCUCCGGACUCUGGGUUAUCUGUUGCAUAUGAACUCGAUGACUAUGCCUCUAUGGUUGUUGACGUAAUUCGCUCUGUAUGCGACCGUAGGUCCGUGAAGCACCCAAUACUUUGCAGUGAAAGUGGUCGAGCAAUCGCCUCUCAUCACUCUGUUCUGAUUUUUGAGGCCGUUUCUGCUAGUACUUAUGAGGUCCCAUCCAUGAGCUCUAUUGAACUUCAGUAUCUUGAUGGGCUAACAGACGAUGCUCGCCUAGAUUAUCAGAACCUCUCGGCUGCUGCUUGUAUGGGUGAGUAUAAGACAUGCUUGCUGUAUGCAGACCAAUUGAAACAACGCUGCAUUGAGAAAUUCAAGGAUGGGUGUUUGGGAAUGGAACAACUGGCUGCUGUGGAUGGCCUUUGUGCUCUCAUUUCGAAGGCUGUUGGAGAGUUGGACUCUGUAAGAUCUUAUCACGUGAACCUCUCUAUUUUCACUUCCAUUCCAGAUUUCUGGGGUAUUGAUCAGCUGUUCCCUAUAGUCCCCAUUCAUCGUCUUGAUCAGAGACCUUCAGUGAGAGGCAUUCUCUCUGAUCUUACCUGUGACAGUGACGGGAAGAUCGACAAGUUCAUCGGUGGCGAGUCGAGUUUGCCAUUGCACGAGAUGGAAGGCAAUGGUAAUUUGUCAGGUGGAGGUGGGCGAUACUAUCUUGGGAUGUUUCUGGGCGGGGCUUAUGAGGAGGCUCUCGGUGGUGUUCACAACCUGUUUGGUGGCCCGAGCGUAAUUCGAGUAAUGCAGAGCGAUGGACCGCAUAGCUUUGCGGUAACUCGCACUGUGCCUGGGCCAUCAUCUGGGGACAUCCUCCGAGUGAUGCAGUACGAGCCCGAACUCAUGUUCGAGACGCUCAAGCACCGAGCAGAGGAGUUUGGGCAGGAAGAUGAUGAUGGUGGUGAGGGCAUAGCCAACAGCUUGGCCAUGUCCUUCCGCAACAUGCCUUAUUUGGGUAGCCCAUCUUCCUGUUUCAAUGAUACUGAUUACAAUGGUGCUGUGGAUUCUGGUGCUGGCGAUGAUGCCGAGCAGUGGACUUACUGCUAUGCUUGACAGAGUUGUUUAGACUUCGUUGUCCUCAGCCAUCCCUACUUAGCUAUUGCCUUUCUUCUCUAGUGGGUCUGUUUUUGUUGUCCUUAUGGGUCCGUCGAUGUAUUUCCAUGAAUUUUCCA